Corythoichthys intestinalis (scribbled pipefish) is the source of this 2503-nucleotide messenger RNA. RefSeq names its product nocturnin a (gene nocta). Gene Ontology annotation, molecular function: poly(A)-specific ribonuclease activity. Bases 133 to 1455 code for a protein of 440 amino acids. Lineage: Eukaryota; Metazoa; Chordata; Actinopteri; Syngnathiformes; Syngnathidae. The transcript is spliced from 3 exons. The record is from RefSeq and is a predicted model, not a curated record. Gene Ontology annotation, biological process: circadian rhythm.
UAUCUAACUCAUGUGUCAUAAUCAUGAGUCAACAGAUAACUCGAUUCAUUUGGAUUUGAAUCGCUAAAUUGUUCUCUUGUCAGUACGUGGCUCACUGUCAUACUGCCAGUUGUCUAAAAAGUUAGGUGAAUAAUGAAUUUAGCUCGCCGCUGUCCAGCUCUACUGAACCAAAUGUGUAUGUCAUCGCUGGAGGGAAGUACGACCAGAAGAGCGUUUUCACCGGCUCCUGCCGUAAAACAACCCGCGGAAACCCGGUGCCAUAACCUCGGAGUGGAGAAAACUGGUCGACAAGUCAAGUCGGGUGGAGCAUCCACUUCGGGAGCAGUGUCAGCCUGUCCAAUGGGCAGCAACAACAGCAGGCCAUUUAGUGCUCUGGCCCAGACACUGAGCAGCACCACCUUGGAGCAAAGAGUUGAGCAUCUGGACCAGGAAGACCAGAUUGAGCUUGACCCAGACCAGCUGCUCAGAGAGUGUGAGGAGGUCCUGCAGAGUCGUCCGGCCAGGCCCCACAGAAACCUGAUAUGUCCUAAGGAUGCUGGAUCCUACUGCCACCAGCUCGGGCCCUCCGUUCGAAUAAUGCAGUGGAACAUACUUGCGCAAGCACUCGGUGAAGGGAAGGAUGGAUUUAUUCGGUGUCCUCUCGAGGCCCUCAACUGGAAGGAAAGGAAGUACUUGAUCCUGGAGGAGAUCCUCACCUAUCGUCCUGACAUUGUUUGUCUUCAGGAAGUUGACCAUUACUACGACACUUUCCAGCCCAUCAUGGCUAGCCUCGGUUACCAUGGUAGCUUCUUGGCAAAACCCUGGUCUCCUUGUCUAGAUGUCGAGAAAAACAACGGUCCGGAUGGUUGCGCGUUGUUCUACCGCCACUCACGCUUCUCCCUACAGACUAGCAUAUGUUUGCGGCUAUCGGCAAUGAUGAUACCCACCAACCAGGUAGCCAUUGUGCAGAUACUGAACUGCCGGUUGACGGGUCAACAACUUUGUGUGGCUGUCACACAUCUGAAGGCCAGAAGUGGAUGGGAGAAGCUGAGGAGCGCGCAAGGCGCUGACCUGCUGCAACGCUUGCGAAGCAUCACUUCUAGGCGCGGCGAAGGCAGCCACGAGCAGUCAGCGAGGACCAAUCCACUUGUGGUGUGCGGAGAUUUUAACGCAGACCCUUCCGAGGAUGUUUACCGCCGCUUUAGAUCCUCGCCGCUCGGUUUGGACUCCGCUUACAAGCUGCUGAGCACUGACGGACAGACGGAGCCGCCUUACACAACCUGGAAGAUCCGUCCGACUGGAGAGAGCUGCAGCACGCUCGACUAUAUCUGGUAUACCCGUGAUGCCUUGAGAGUGGAUUGCCUGCUAGACAUUCCUACUGAAGAGCAGAUAGGUCCAGAUCGACUGCCUUCAUUUCACUACCCCUCGGACCAUUUAUCACUGCUUUGUGACGUCAGCUUUAGGGCAGAACCUUAACAUAGGCUGGCGAUUUUGCCUAAAAUUAGAAUCUUUUUCGAUUUUCAAUCUAAAGUCAAUUUUGUUUUGCAUGUUUUAUAACCUUAAAUUCAUGUUGAAAAUGCCCUAAAUGUCUUUUUUUUUUCAAGUUAUUUUGUUAGUUAUUUAUGCAGAUCUCUGUAAAUAGCUCGAUUCUAUGAAUUAUGUCGCAGUUUGGUUCGAAUUUAAAUAUGUAAUAUUUCAAGUUAAAUUUCACUCUGCUUCGCCAUUGUAUGUGUUGAUUUAUCAGUGGCAAAUGUGUAUAUUGGCAUAAACUAACACAAAUGGUCUGUUUACUGUUAGGCCAUUCAUUUUUCUUCUGAAAAACGAGCCUAUUAUUUAUUUUUGUUUCAUGUGUGUCAACUAGAAAAACGGGAAUCCAUGUUUUUCUAUUUCCUCAUUCAUAAUUGGUAGUAGAAAAACUGUAACCAAGCUAUUUUCCUUUGUUCCAUUAUGAGUUCCUCAGCGGUUACUUUACUUCCAUCCUGAAUUAUAGUGGAAAACUUCUGUCUGGAAUAAAUUCUCUUGCCUCACCUCAUUUCCUCAUUUCCCUUAAUCUAAACAAAUGUCAAAGAUCUUCACAAGUCCACAGUUGACAAUUACAACAUUAGAACCUCCAAAAUGGCAUGUUUUAAGUCAGUUCUUUGCACCAACGGCAAAAUAUGCAGUUUUUUGCAAAUGCAUCACGAAAUAGCACGUCAGUACGUACUGACUCAAUUGUUAUGAUACUAUUCUAAUUAUGAAAGGAUAUACAGUGAAAAAAACUGUUCCGUCUUUAACGUUCUCUUAUUUUGUCAUUAAUGGCUUCAUUUGCUUAUGUAAAUUGUGAGUCAUGAAAUUGUUCAUAUCCAGCAGCCAUGACUGUGACUUACCCCAGAAAUGCAACAUUAACAGCCAGGCAUCACAUUUUCACACAACACCGUUUUGAUACAAAAUAACAACAAAACUACGAUAAAUUUUAUGAUGUGAUUGAUUAUUCUCUGCACUUGUGAUUCCACCCAAUUGCUAAUACAAACCUUGUAUACACACA